AUGGACAUGAACCAAAAUUGGAGUACAGGAAACAUUUCUCUUUGUUAUGAACAUCAUUCUAACUCGUGUCAGAAGCUCAUUUACUCACAGGUUGUAAAAUGUGUGAUUUACAUUGUUAUUAGUGUCAUUAUACUCUUUGCAUUAGUUGGAAACCUUCUGAUUAUCAUAGCCAUCAUUCAUUUCAAGCAGCUCCACACUCCAACCAACUACUUCACUCUCUCUCUGGCUGUAACUGAUCUGCUUGUAGGAGGGGUUGUGAUGCCUCCCAGUAUGAUACGCACUGUAGAGACCUGCUGGUAUUUGGGGACAUUAUUCUGUAAAAUACACAGCAGUCUUGAUGUUAUAUUGUGCACUGCCUCUGAUUUAAAUCUGGCAUUCAUCUCUGUUGAACGCUAUUAUGCAGUGUGUCAUCCCCUGCUGUACCACAAAAUAAUCACUCCUCUUACUAUGAUGUUCAUGAUUGUUGUUUGCUGGGGGUACUCUUUUGCAGUGGGAUUUAUUGUCAUUGAGCUAAACAUAUUUGGCACUGAACAUUUUGGUGAUGUUAUAUGUGAGGGGGGUUGUGCAAUAGUUAUAGGACCAGUGACAGCUUUGAUAGUUUCUCUGUUUUCUUUGUAUAUCCCCUGUAUUAUCAUGGUGAGUGUAUAUAUAAAAAUAUAUUUUGUUGCCCAGAGACAGUCACGUUUAGUCCACAUCACUCUCUCUCAACUAAACACAUCCAGAGGGCAUCCCACUGUUAGUAAGGCAGAGAGAAAAGCCACUAAAACACUGGCUGUUGUUAUGGGGGGAUUUCUUUCAUUUUGGACACCAUUUUGUAUCUACAGCACAAUUGUGACAUUUUCUGGUUAUAGUGCCCCACCACAGAUGUUGGAAAUAAUUAAUUGGAUUACUUAUUCAAAUUCAGCAUGUAAUCCUAUGGUGUAUGCUUUCUUCUACAGCUGGUUUAGAAAAGCACUCAAAGUUAUGUUAUCAGGCAAAAUAUUCAAGAAACGUUCCUCAAGAAUAAAACUGUGUUCUGAGUAG
Molecule: messenger RNA, 1023 nt
Organism: Electrophorus electricus (electric eel)
Lineage: Eukaryota; Metazoa; Chordata; Actinopteri; Gymnotiformes; Gymnotidae
Product: trace amine-associated receptor 1-like
Biological process (GO): adenylate cyclase-activating adrenergic receptor signaling pathway; positive regulation of MAPK cascade
Cellular component (GO): plasma membrane
Molecular function (GO): trace-amine receptor activity
Source: RefSeq, a predicted model, not a curated record